AUGAACUCGCACGGAAUUCUCAGAUCGCAAGGAAAACGGAGUGCCAUAUUGCUCGUGAUAUGUUGCGCGCCCACGCGUCGCAGGAGGUGCGGCCUCCGGCGGCCUGUGCCAUGCCCCGUCCCUGCGUGGACGGCGCGGCUGGCAGCGCUGACGUGGCUGAGCGCCUUGGCGGCCAUCGCUGGAGAGACGCGUCCCGCGACGCCGCCGCAUAGCUACGAGGACUGCUCGCCGCUGUACCGGCGCUACAGCCGACACCACACGCAGUGCCUGCCCCCCGGCAAGGACAGGUCGUGCAGGCCGCUCCAGGUGGGGGUCAGCGACGCCGAAAGGGAGCUGAUCCUCGACAUCCACAACCAGUACAGGAACCGACUGGCGUCGGGCGACGAGAUGGCCCACGGACUGCCCGCGGCUGCCGACAUGAUGCAGCUGGAGUGGAACGAAGAGCUGGCGACCAUUGCUCAGAAACAUGCAAGCAGGUGUGCAAUCAAGACGGACUGCUCGGAUUGCAGGCGAGUGGAGAGCUUCAGCGUAGGGCAGAACAUUUGCAAUUACAAGAUUCGAUCGCGAACGACGCCGUCCGUCUACUGGCGGUCCACCAUAGCCUUCUGGUACGAAGGCAUCAAGCAGUUCCAUCCACGAUCCAUUGACCCAUACGUCUACAAGCCCCUGUAUGGCACGUUUACGCAGGUGACCUGGUCCCGGACGUGGGCCGUUGGCUGCGGCUACUCGCUCUUCACCAGGGACCGCUGGUUCAUCCAGUCCUACGUCUGCAACUACGGACCCUCGUGA
Molecule: messenger RNA, 789 nt
Organism: Ixodes scapularis (black-legged tick)
Lineage: Eukaryota; Metazoa; Arthropoda; Arachnida; Ixodida; Ixodidae
Product: CRISP/Allergen/PR-1-like
Exons: 4
Coding region: 1-789 (262 amino acids)
Source: RefSeq, a predicted model, not a curated record